Molecule: messenger RNA, 5214 nt
Organism: Condylura cristata (star-nosed mole)
Lineage: Eukaryota; Metazoa; Chordata; Mammalia; Eulipotyphla; Talpidae
Gene: ZFAT
Product: zinc finger and AT hook domain containing
Exons: 17
Coding region: 17-4078 (1353 amino acids)
Biological process (GO): regulation of DNA-templated transcription
Molecular function (GO): DNA-binding transcription factor activity, RNA polymerase II-specific; RNA polymerase II cis-regulatory region sequence-specific DNA binding
Source: RefSeq, a predicted model, not a curated record
AAACACGGCCAUCUUCAUGUGUAAAUGCUGCAACCUUUUCUCGCCAAAUCAGGCGGAACUCCUCUCCCACGUUUCUGAGAAGCACGCGCAAGAAGGGGUUAACGUGGAUGAGAUCAUCAUUCCCCUUAGACCACUGAGCACCCCUGAACCCACCAACCCAAGCAGGAGCGGAGAUGCAAACGUGGUGGGUGUGGCCGUGGCCGUCCUGGGGCCAGCCCAGGCCUGCGGGACAGAGGUGUCCUUCCUCCACAGUAGGGAGGAGAGCCGCCUCCCUGCUGAGGGGUCGGGUGCCUCCCAGGUGCACAGCUUACAGAUGGCGGUGAAGCUGCAGUCCAGAGCACUGGUGUUUGUGCCCCUGUUCCUGGAGUCCGGCGCAGUAACUGGCGGUUGUGUGCGGGCCGAGAUCCCGGGCCCGCUGCUCUGCCUCCUGGCGCUGGGCUUUGCGGUGCACACUGGCCCCUCCUUGCACAUCCCUCUGUGCUGCACUGCUGGAAACCCACGCGGGCAGGCUGGCCGCCGGCCCGCAACAGGGCUGCCACCCCCAGACCUGGGCCCCGGCCCCCUUGUUUCUGAUAAGCAGUUCAUGCAUCCCUCGGGCUUCCUGGGCGUGUUGGAGAGCAGCGUCACGGAGGUGGACGGAAAUGAAUCUGACCUCGAACUGGAGAAGAAGUGUAAGGACGACGAGCGGGAAAAGCCCCCGAAGAGGCCGCGGACUCAGAGAGCUGAGAGAGCACAGAAGGGGUCCUCGGGCAAGGAGGCCUGGCCCAUUUCCGGUGCCAAGAAACCAAUCAUAAGCGUGGUUCUCACGGCUCACGAAGCGAUUCCAGGUGCUACCAAGAUUGUUCCAGUGGAGGCCGGGCCCCCCGAAACGGGAGCAGCGAACCCCGAGACGCCCGCGGCCGGCCUGGCCCCGCGGAGGGGCUACCAGGAGUACGCCAUUCAGCAGACCCCGUACGAGCAGCCCAUGAAGUCCAGCAGGCUCGGCCCCACCCAGCUCAAGAUCUUCACCUGCGAGUACUGCAACAAGGUCUUCAAGUUCAAGCACUCGCUGCAGGCCCACCUGCGCAUCCACACCAACGAGAAGCCCUACAAGUGCCCGCAGUGCAGCUACGCCAGCGCCAUCAAGGCCAACCUCAACGUGCACCUGCGCAAGCACACGGGCGAGAAGUUCGCCUGCGACGGCUGCGCCUUCACCUGCCUGAGCAAGGGCCACCUCAAGGUGCACAUCGAGCGGGUGCACAAGAAGAUCAAGCAGCACUGCCGCUUCUGCAAGAAGAAGUACUCGGACGUCAAGAACCUCAUCAAGCACACCCGGGACGCCCACGACCCCCAGGACCCCACGGUGCAGGAGGCGCUGCGCGAGCUGUGCCUGCUGACGCGCGAGGGCAAGCGGCAGCUGCUCUACGACUGCCACAUCUGCGAGCGCAAGUUCAAGAACGAGCUGGACCGCGACCGCCACAUGCUGGUGCACGGCGACCAGUGGCCCUUCGCCUGCGAGCUCUGCGGCCACGGGGCCACCAAGUACCAGGCGCUGGAGCUGCACGUGCGGAAGCACCCCUUCGUGUACGUCUGCGCCCUCUGCCUCAAGAAGUUCGUCAGCUCCAUCCGGCUGCGCGCCCACCUCAGGGAGGCGCACGGGGCCGCCCAGGAGAGCCUGGCCUUCACCAGCUCCAUCAACCAGAGCUUCUGCCUCCUGGAGCCCGGGGGGGACAUCCAGCAAGAAGCCCUGGGCGGGCAGCUGCAGCUGGCGGAAGAGGAGUUUGUGUUCCAGGGCGUCAACGCCCCCCAAGACCCAUCCGGCCGCGGGGACGCACAGCCCGAGGAGGCGGGGCGGAAGGGGCCGGAGGCCUCGGCGGAGGUGCCCGCCCCACCACCCCUGACCGCAGCCAGCCCCCAGGCCCAAGCCGAAGGCGCCGCCCCGCCCCCCGGCGAGCUGGAAGCCUCUGUGGUCUCUGCUCAGCUUCACCCGCACGCCGUGGUUUCAGAUGAGUUUUUGCUGCAAAAGGGAGCCCCCUCUCCAGAGGCUCCCGUGGCUCCCGAGGGGGCCCUGGACACCCCCCAAGGAGAAGCUGCCCAGGCUCCCGGCGAAGAGGUCACGCUGCUGCUGUCCCAGGCCGCAGGCCAGGCAGCACACCCCGGCGUCCCCGGAGCCCAGAGCCCGCCGGGGGCAGGGCCGGGCGCGGCUGCCUGCCCGUCCCAGGGCCCCGAUCCCAGUGGGUGUCUCGGGUCAGCCCCGGCUGAGGCCACAGACCUUCCUCCGGCUGAGGCCACAGACCUUCCUCCGGUGGCCAGUGCCCGAGACCCGGCCCUGCGCCGGCCCGACUCUCUCGCCCCCCUCCCCGAGCCCCGGGCUGGCAUCACCGCCUUCAUGAAGAUCCUGGACAGCUUACACAAGAGGCGGAUGAACACCGACUUGUGCGAGCGGAUCCGGAAGGUGUACGGGGACCUGGAGUGUGAAUACUGUGGCAAACUUUUUUGGUACCAAGUGCAUUUUGACAUGCAUGUCCGCACCCACACCCGGGAACAUCUGUAUUAUUGCUCCCAGUGCCAUUACUCUUCCAUCACCAAAAACUGCCUUAAACGCCAUGUAAUUCAGAAACACAGUAACAUCUUGCUGAAGUGCCCCACUGCUGGCUGUGACUACUCGACUCCAGAUAAAUAUAAGCUGCAGGCACAUCUCAAAGUUCACACUGAGCUGCAGCACCGAGCAGGAAUCACAGCUGUCUCCUUUGCCCAGCCCCGCGCCACACCCGUCAGGGACCUGACACCCACGUGUUGGCAUCCCCCAGGGCCCUGGCUUAUCCUCAGCGCACUCUCAGCAGCACACCCUGUGUGGGUUUGGACAAAUCGAGAACGACCUGCAUCAGGGACGACCUGUGCGGCCGAACGGAUCCACAGCCGUGAGGGCCUGCCUCAGGCCUCCCUGCCCUGCCUGGCUAGCUCAGCUGGCUGUUUAGUGGCCUUUUCCAGAACGCUGCUGCCCCACCACCGCACACGUGGCGACGCCGAGGGCUCAGCUCCAACGAGCGGCUCGUGGCGCCUCUGCGGGGGUCUGGUGGUUCGGCAGUCCGACGGGCUUCCUGUGGUGUGUGGGCUACUCUGCGUCUUUGCCUCUCACACAGAUGCCACACUCGAUGCGGGGACCCUGACGCAAGGGUCCCCUUGGGGUACUGGGCCUGGCCUUUGGGUCACCCUCAGGCAGCCGCGACGCUCACUUCUCCUCCCUCCCGCAGGGAAGCAGUUCAAGUGCGCGGUGUGCGACUACACGGCGGCCCAGAAGCCCCAGCUGCUGCGGCACAUGGAGCAGCACGCCUCCUUCAAGCCUUUCCGCUGCGCCCACUGCCACUACUCCUGCAACAUAUCCGGCUCCCUGAAGCGGCACUACAACAGGAAGCACCCCAACGAGGAGUACGCCAACGCGGGCACCGGGGAGCUGGCGGCCGACGCGCUGCUGCAGCAAGGCGGUCUCAAGUGUCCCGUCUGCAGCUUUGUCUAUGGCACCAAAUGGGAGUUCAACCGGCACUUGAAGAACAAGCACGGCCUGAAGUUGGUGGAAAGCGAGGGCGACCCCAAGUGGGAGCCCGCAGCAGAGACGCCCGAGGAGCCUCCCACCCAGUAUCUGCACAUCACGGAAGCCGAAGAGGACGUGCAGGGCACCCAGGCCGCCGUGGCGGCGCUCCAGGACCUGAGAUACACAUCCGAGAAUGGUGACCGGCUUGACCCCACAGCCGUGAACAUCCUCCAGCAGAUCAUCGAGCUGGGCGCUGAGACGCACGACGCCGCGGCCGUGGCCUCGGUGGUUGCCAUGGCGCCAGGGACAGUGACGGUGGUGAAACAGGUCACGGAGGAGGAGCCCAGCUCCAACCACACGGUCAUGAUCCAGGAGACCCUCCAGCAGGCCUCCGUGGAGCUGGGGGAGCGGCACCACCUCGUGGUGUCCUCCGACGGCGUGGAGGGCAUCGAGACGCUGACCGUGUACACGCAGGGCGGGGAGGCCUCGGAGUUCAUCGUCUACGUGCAGGAGGCCAUGCCGCCCGUGGACGAGCAGGCCCUGGCGCAGCCGGCCCCGGACCUCUAGGGCACCCAGCGUGGGCGGGGGCCGCGGCCAGGCGGGGCUCCAGGACGCGGGCGCAGGCCAGGGAGGCCGCGGAAGGCGGCACACGCGGCGCUGGGGCUGGCUGGGGUCGCCUGGCCUGCCCGGUGGCCAGCUGCGGUGUGUGCCCGCCUCGGGGCCCUGGCCAGCCGCCUCACCCCGUCGCUCAUGGUUUGAGAAGACUGGCGCCAAGUCCCGGACGUGGCCUCGCCACGUCGCCCUUCGCUUCCGAUGCAAACAGACACCCCCGGCCCGCAGCCGCUCCCUGGCCCCUCCGCCCCACUUCUCGACCCCUCUCGGCAUUAGCAACCCCCCAGCCUGGGGGCAGAGAUGUCCACUCGCCAACGAGCAAGGGUCCUUGGCUCUGAAUCACCUCUGGGAGGUGCACAGGGGGCUUCUGCUUCACCUGCCAGGGCCUCCGCUCCUCAUGUAUUGGGGGACCUCGCCAUCCUGGGAGCCACCCCGAUCUGACCCUGGUUGGGUGGCCCUGCCACGCUGCGGUGGGUCUCGCCACCUGCUUGCAGUCUGCUUAUACACGAGCGCGCUUUCCACUACUCAUCUCCCACAGGCCGUGAGCAGUGGAACCGCUCUGCCUGGCACCUGCCCAAAGCCCAGUCACGGCUCCAGACCCCCCCGAACCGCUGCCGCCCCUGGCCUCAGAGCUGUCCGGGACGGCCCUCGGGGCUGAUGCCCCCGUCAUUCCUAGUGCCCAGGUUGCUUGCUCCCUGCCCGCCCCGACCCAGCGGUCGCCGCCACCCUGCGUGUGCCCGGCAGCGCUGCACGCCAGUGGCCGAGGCUUCUGCAAGCACCCGAUGUGAUUCAGGCUUUGUCCCUGCCCCGGUGACAGUCCUGAGCCUCUGGAGUCCCUGCUCCGCACGCCAGGGCCCCGGUGUCCCCUGCUCUGUCUGAGGCUGUGACCUCGGCACCCCAUCGAGCCUGGGGGAUCGGGGUUUAUUUCCUGGACGCCCCUCCCUUCAGUCCCGUUUUCACACAGCCACAGCUGCUCUGCUGAAGGGCCGGCACCCACAGCCUUUGCACGGGGCCUCGGGGCCCUGGUUCCCGCUCACCCAGGACGGAGCUUCCCACCUGCUUGCUGACUGCAGAGCAGGGCAGGGGCCCAU